Messenger RNA from Pararge aegeria (speckled wood butterfly), 1351 nucleotides. Its product is annotated as protein FAM50 homolog. Gene Ontology annotation, biological process: chromatin organization. The transcript has 6 exons. Bases 162 to 1181 code for a protein of 339 amino acids. The record is from RefSeq and is a predicted model, not a curated record. NCBI's taxonomy places the organism in Eukaryota, Metazoa, Arthropoda, Insecta, Lepidoptera, Nymphalidae. Gene Ontology annotation, cellular component: nucleus.
GUGAUGUUUUGUCUUUCGUGAGGGUUUUGGUAAUCUGAAGUUUGGUAGCCUUAAAUAAACUUUGAUUUCGGGAUUCGUAGUCUAAAGAUUAUUAAAUUUAAACAAAUCGUUUAUCUAUUGAAGAACUAUCUUAAUAUAUUCCUUAAGGUAAAUUAUUAAACAUGGCCCACUACAAGGGUGCAGCAUCCGAAGCUGGCAGAGCCAUGCAUCUGAUGAAGAAACGUGAAAAAGCCCAACAGGAAAUUGAACUUCGUAAGAAGAAAAUUGAAGAGGAUCUCAAGAUUGAAAACAUUGAGAACAAAUUUGCCACACAUUAUGAUGCUGUGGAACAGCAACUCAAGAGCUCCACCAUAGGUCUGGUGACCCUUGAUGAAAUGAAAGCCAAGCAGGAACACAUAGUGCGGGAAAGAGAGAAAAAGUUAGCUCAAAAAAAAGCGGAAAAAGAAAAAGAGCGUCAGAAAGAAAUUGAAGCUAAGCAAGCACAGAAAAAUAAACAAAAACGACAGAUUCAAGCUCUCUCAUUUGACUUCAAUGAAGAUGAAGAAGAAGACUGUGAGGAGGAAGAGGAAGAUAAAAUUGAAACUUCCUGGCAAGACCAAAGUGAAGUUGUUUCAAAAAAAAUUAAGAAAAAUCCAGAUGUAGAUACUUCAUUUCUACCAGACAGAGAAAGAGAAGAGGCAGACUUGAAGUUACGUGAAGAACUCAGACUCGAGUGGGUCAUGACUCAAGCUAGCCUCAAGGAUGAGCCAAUAACUGUUACCUUCAGCUACUGGGAUGGUUCGGGACAUAGGCGGAAUGUAACACUGAAAAAAGGCAACUCCAUAUAUCAAUUUCUUCAAAGAUGCCUUGACACUUUGAGGCCAGAGUUUAGUGAAUUGAAAACUGUAUCAGCCGAUCAACUUAUGUAUGUAAAAGAAGACUUGAUAUUGCCACAUCACUACACUUUUUAUGAUUUCAUAGUUACUAAGGCAAGGGGCAAGAGUGGUCCACUUUUUCAAUUUGAUGCGUCUGAUGAUAUAAGAUUAGUGAAUGAUGCUACACAAGAAAAGCAAGACUCCCAUGCUGGUAAAGUGCUUCUAAGGUCUUGGUAUGAAAGAAACAAACAUAUUUUUCCCGCCUCCAGAUGGGAGCCUUAUGAUCCAACGAAGACAUACUCUAAAUAUACUGUCAAAGGAAAGUGAAUUAAUAAGUCUAUUUCUAUCUACAUAAGGAUGCGAGAACAUUUUAGUACAUAAUAUAAGUUUAACUUUGGUGUUCUUCUUAUACAUAAUAUACUGAGAUAUAGAGCAAUAUUUAUUAGGGGUAUAUCGAGGAUAUUUUUGCUAUUUUUGUAAUAAAAGUUAGCCAUUGA